GUGGAGUCGGUCGUUUCAUAUGUUUUCAAGAGCCGCCACCUGUGCCUAGAAUUUACUCUCUUUGUUUGGAAACUCUUUCACUGAAAGAAUUAACCUGUCAUACACUGAGUCACUGCUACGCCCCAUGAAUGGCAAGGAAAGGAGCAAGCAAUAAAUCUAUGGACACCAGCGCAGCCCAGCUGAGUGAUUUACUCUGCUGCUCGGCUGACCUCGAGCAUUACCUUCGUGAAUUCAUUUUGUCUGGCGGCCGUGAGAUAACCUUCCUUUUGAGUGGCAAGACAGGAGUUGGAAAAUCUCACUUGACAAAUGCGCUGAUAGGACAGGAACUUGCUGAAGAAGGAGAGGAACUCGAUCCACAAACCGAUGACGUGACACCGUACGUUUUUUUUAAAAACAAUGUGAAGAUAACUGUCUUCGAUACUCCCGGAUUGGCGGAUGACACCGGUAACGACGAAAAGUACCUUGAGCAAAUCAAGAAAAAAAUUACAGCUGUCGAUCUUUUCCUGUUCUGCUUCGAUAUGACCUCCAUCAGAUUUCGUGACGACGACGCUAGGACAAUUAAAAAGGUCACAACGACGUUUGGUAGAAGUUUGUGGGAUCAUGCUCUGGUGGUAUUGACCUUUGCGAACAGAGUUCAACCUUCAAAGGACAAAGUCACCGAGAAAGAUUUCUUUCAACAACGAAUGCUUCUUUUUCGCAACAAGAUUUGCAAAGUGCUUGACAAAGAAGGAGUUGACGAGAAAGCCCUAAAUGAUUUACCGUUCGUACCAGCUGGAGAAUGGAUGAAGCCAGCACUCCCAGACAGAGAUAACUGGCUGACAGUGUUUUGGAUUGAGGCAUUCAAACGUAUCAACAGAAAUGCAAAAGCUGCUUUCCUUCUUGCAAACAUCGAUCGCUUUAUUAUCUCUUUUGGUGGACAUUUAUCGGAUGAACCCCGUGGUGAAGGUGAACGAUACGAUGAAUGCUCUGAUGAGGAAACGUUUGUCGUUCUAGGGAGCUUGGAAAAGAGCUCGCCAGUGAUAUCAACGUCCGAAGGAAAAUAUUAUCGAAAAAUACUUGAAAGAAUAAAAACAAAACAAAUGAAAUCUACGACCAUAAGCAACAGUGAUACUUUGGUGGACGACAAAUAUGAAAGCACGUCGAUUCUUCGAAGAGGAUCGGCGUUAGUUUCGGCUGAAGUUGGAGAACAAUUUCGGGCCCAGAUGCGAAAAAUGAACGUCCAGGGCCCUGGAGAUGAAAAAAGAGCUUACCAUUGCGAGACGGUGUAUUCUCUUCCUCCUUCUUAUGAUGAGGCUGUGCGCAUGGGUAAUCCAGUGCCUCUCCCAAUGGAUGAGUCCUCUUCACAAGAACUGUUUAAAGAAAUGAUACAAGAGGCGUUACACAACUGUGAACCUGGCGUGAACGCUGGAGUGAGAGGUAGCCGAUCCAGUUUUAUAAACAUGUAUGCGAAAUUGUUUAGGAAGACAAUCGAGUUUAUAAAGAAUCUUCUCCGUGGAAAAGAAAACCGAUAA
This is a messenger RNA of Pocillopora verrucosa, 1511 nucleotides long. Lineage: Eukaryota; Metazoa; Cnidaria; Anthozoa; Scleractinia; Pocilloporidae. The record is from RefSeq and is a predicted model, not a curated record.